UCAAAAAGAGAAAAUAAAAAUAAAAAUGAACAGAGAGCCAGGCCACGGCGUAGUCAGCCAAUGCAUAAAAGAGUGGAGGGAAUACUUGGUUCAGGAGAAAGGCGCUUCUAUAAAGAAAAUACAGGCAAUGCAGAUAAAAAAUACAUUUAAGUCUCAAGCUGUAAUGCCACAGACCACGCACAAACAAGAGGAUAGUGAAGAGACAAGAAAGAGAUUGAAGAAAGUCAGCCCACCCACAGAAAAGAUGGAUGAUAAGGCUGUAAUUCAGGCUGACCUGAUGGAAAAGAAGGAGGUUGGUAUAUCUACCGCUAAAAAUAGUGUAAAAGAAGAAAACACUACACCUUCUAGUGUUAAUCCCGCGAUAGAACAUAAGAGCAUAAAGAAAAGUUCUGCUGCUCCUACAACUACAAAGGGCAUAAAAGAUGUCAAAGCGAAAAUUAAUGUGUCUAAAGCUUCUAAAGAAUUAGAAAAGGGAAAGGCUAAAGAAGAGGUUAUUUCUAAAGAGGCAUAUGAUAAGAAAAUAGCCAAUAAAUUGAAGUAUCAAAAGAAGAAACAGGCCGAAAAGGAAAAGUCUGCUGGAUUAAGUAACAGUGGAAAUACAAAAGUGGUACUAAAUAAGAGCAAUGACAGUUCUGAUGUACCACAGAAGAAGGAAAAGAAAGAAGAAAAGAUUCCUUUACAGAAUGACCAGAUGUGUAUAGACAAAAAACUAGGCAAGGCUGAUACACCGGCUAAUACGCCCCGUCCAAAUUUAAUAUCUCCGCUUAGCCUAUUUGAGAAAAUGAAUCCUACGGCUGCAGUGGCUGGCCAGGAUAGUUUAGUCAUCGUACAGAAACCACCAGCGGAACCUACUUUUGCAUCUGAAAAUAGCAAGUCUACUGUUGCGAAAAGUGCAAACUCAACCGCCCCAGAGAAGCAGGAUGUGCCUACUGUGAAGGCAGAGAAAGAAGGCACUAAGCCAGCCCUAGCAUCUAGCCAAGAAGGAAUAUCUGAGAAUAAGGUAAGCCCUGUCAUAAAAACAGAGAAAGAGAAAGAAGAGGCACCUGCAUCAGCUUCCUCUGAUAUUUCUCAUAUAAACACCUCUUUUAUUCCUAUUCAUACGACCACCAGCAUAGGAAAGGACGUGCUUUCGGUAGAGGUAGAGUCCAAGAAAGAAAUAUUAAUUUCGGAGGGUUCCCCUGCAUUGAAAGAGAGCGCAUCCCCACAAAAACCCGCUACAUCUUUGAAUACAGCAUCACCAACUAAAAAAGCAGAGGCCAAUACUGAAUCUGUGAAUGUGCGGCCAUCUGUUAUUUCCAAUGUAUCUGAAAAGGGGCCAGUUUCUGCACUGUUUGUACAGAAAGAGAGCAUACCAGAUAUAAUUAAAGUAGACAAAAAAGAUCUUUUAAAGAAAUUAUACAAUGAAUCAUCUACUGAAAUAGAUAACCAAAAAAGCAAGAAUAUUCAUCUGUCAUCAACACUGUCAGUUGCCCAUUCAGUGGAUGAAAGUAACUUUGAGAGACUUCUUCCAUUAAAGAAUGAAAUAACUGUGGAAGUGCCUAAAAAGGAAGCGCCUGCAGCGCCAGCACCACACAUUCCUAACAAGAUUGUGAAUGACAGACGAAAAGACAGACCAAACCAGUCAUUUGUAGGUCUAAAACCCGAAGAAUUAAAGGAAAAGACAUUUGAGCUAAAUAAACUUCUAAUGGGAUUCAAAAAUAAAAUUAAAAAAGAACAACCACCGCAGCAAAAGCAGCCAGAACCACAGAAAAAUAAAGAUGCUUCUGAUGAACAAAAGGAAAAGCCGGCAGAGCCAGAGCAAGUGUUCACCCCAGUUAUUGAUUUCUCAGAUGAUGAUUCUGCCAGAGGUAUUAACUAUAAUAAAAAAUGGGUAGACAGCCCCUCUCUCCCCAGAAAAUUACUUAUGCAGAGUGAAGACCAAGCAGAGAAAAUAUUUGGAUCAUCGGUAAAUACAAAGGUAAAUCUAAAGGAAAUGUUCUCUACACUCACAAAUCUGCCAGCAGAUAGCCCUACAAAAAUGACAUAAGAGUUGUAUUUUAAUA
Molecule: messenger RNA, 2042 nt
Organism: Nematocida parisii ERTm1
Lineage: Eukaryota; Fungi; Microsporidia
Exons: 1
Coding region: 26-2026 (666 amino acids)
Source: RefSeq, a predicted model, not a curated record